AUGUCCAACAGCAGCUCCAUCACUGAGUUCCUCCUCCUGGCCUUUGCAGACAGACGGGAGCUGCAGCUCUUGCACUUCUGGCUCUUCCUGGGCAUCUACCUGGCUGCCCUCCUGGGCAACGGCCUCAUCAUCACCACCAUAGCCUGGGACCACCACCUCCACACCCCCAUGUACUUCUUCCUCUUCAACCUCGCCCUCCUCGACCUGGCCUCCAUCUCCACCACUGUCCCCAAAGCCAUGGCCAAUUCCCUGUGGGGCACCAGGGACAUCUCUUACUCAGGAUGUGCUACCCAAGUUUUUCUAUUUCUUCUUUUCCUUUCAGUAGAGUUUUCUCUCCUCACCAUCAUGUCCUACGACCGCUAUGUUGCCAUCUGCAAGCCCCUGCACUACGGGACCCUCCUGGGCAGCAGAGGCAAUGCCCUGGACCAGUUCUUCUGUGAAAUCCCCCAGAUUCUCAAGCUCUCCUGCUCACAAUCCUCCCGCAGGGAAAUUUGCCUUAUCAUGGUCAGUUCCAGUUUAGUAUUUGGCUGUUUUGUUUUCAUUGUGGUGUCGUAUGUGGAGAUCUUCAGGGCUGUGCUGAGGAUGCCCUCAGAGCAGGGACGGCACAAAGCCUUUUCCACCUGCCUCCCUCACCUGGCCGUGCUCUCUCUCUUUGUCAGCACAGCCAUGUUUGCCUACCUGAAGCCCCCUUCCAUCUCCUCCCCAUUGCUCAACUUGGUGGUGUCAGUUCUGUACUCAGUGGUGCCUCCAGCAGUGAACCCCCUCAUCUACAGCCUGAGGAACCAGGAGCUCAAGGAUGGCCUGAGGAAACUUUUAUUGCUGAUCCUGAUAUCAUACAGUCUGGGAUAUCCCUUUGGUCAUCUGGGGUCUGCUGUCUCAGCCAUGUCCCCUGUCAGCUUCUGGCCAAUCCCCACCCUGCUCACUGAUGGGUGCGUGGGGCUGAUGGCAAAUGCCAUUGCGGAGAAGAACCUGGAGCUGUCAG
Molecule: messenger RNA, 982 nt
Organism: Merops nubicus (carmine bee-eater)
Lineage: Eukaryota; Metazoa; Chordata; Aves; Coraciiformes; Meropidae
Product: olfactory receptor 14A16-like
Exons: 4
Biological process (GO): G protein-coupled receptor signaling pathway
Cellular component (GO): membrane
Molecular function (GO): olfactory receptor activity; G protein-coupled receptor activity
Source: RefSeq, a predicted model, not a curated record